Molecule: messenger RNA, 5472 nt
Organism: Equus quagga
Lineage: Eukaryota; Metazoa; Chordata; Mammalia; Perissodactyla; Equidae
Gene: HIF3A
Product: hypoxia inducible factor 3 subunit alpha
Exons: 14
Coding region: 78-2117 (679 amino acids)
Biological process (GO): cellular response to hypoxia; regulation of transcription by RNA polymerase II
Molecular function (GO): DNA-binding transcription factor activity, RNA polymerase II-specific; protein dimerization activity; RNA polymerase II transcription regulatory region sequence-specific DNA binding
Source: RefSeq, a predicted model, not a curated record
AGAGCUUCGGGGACUCGUCCGGGCCACAAAGCGAGGCCUUCACAGUCGUGGCCCUGCUGUCUGUGAGCCCGGGCCCCAUGUGGCAGCACCCCACGUGCUUGUCCCCUCCGCCUCUUUCCCUUCCCGGGACGCCACCAGUGAAUGCCGCCCAUGCUGGCAGGUCGAGCACCGAGCUGCGCAAGGAGAAGUCCCGGGAUGCGGCCCGCAGCCGGCGCAGCCAGGAGACCGAGGUGCUGUACCAGCUGGCGCACACGCUGCCCUUCGCGCGCGGGGUCAGCGCCCACCUGGACAAGGCCUCCAUCAUGCGCCUCACCAUCAGCUACCUGCGCAUGCACCGCCUCUGCGCCGCAGGGGAGUGGAACCAGGUGGCAGCAGGGGGCGGACCGCUGGAUGCCUGCUACCUGAAGGCCCUGGAGGGUUUCGUCAUGGUGCUCACCGCCGAGGGAGACAUGGCUUACCUGUCGGAGAAUGUCAGCAAACACUUGGGCCUCAGUCAGCUGGAGCUCAUCGGACACAGCAUCUUUGAUUUCAUCCAUCCCUGUGACCAAGAGGAGCUGCAGGACGCCCUGACCCCACGGCACAGCCUCUCCAAAAAGAAGCCGGAGGCCCCCACAGAGCGGUGCUUCUCCUUGCGCAUGAAGAGCACCCUCACCAGCCGCGGGCGCACCCUCAACCUCAAAGCGGCCACCUGGAAGGUGCUACACUGCUCUGGACACAUGAGGGCCUACAAGCCCCCUGCACAGACUUCUCCAGCUGGGAGCCCCACCCUGGAGCCCCCCUUGCAAUGCCUGGUGCUCAUCUGUGAAGCCAUCCCUCACCCGGGCAGCCUGGAGCCCCCGCUGGGCCGGGGUGCCUUCCUCAGCCGCCACAGCCUGGACAUGAAGUUCACCUACUGCGACGAGAGGAUCGCGGAGGUUGCCGGCUACAGCCCCGAUGACCUGAUUGGCUGUUCCGCCUACGAGUACAUCCAUGCGCUGGACUCCGACGCAGUGGGUCAGAGCAUCCACACCCUGCUGAGCAAGGGCCAGGCAGUAACGGGGCAGUAUCGCUUCCUGGCCCGGAGUGGUGGCUACCUGUGGACCCAGACCCAGGCCACAGUGGUGUCGGGGGGCCGGGGCCCCCAGUCAGAGAGUAUUGUCUGUGUCCACUUCCUGAUCAGCCGGGUGGAAGAGACCGAAGUGGUGCUGUCUUUGGAGCAAACGGAGCGACACUCUCGCAGACCCGUUCAGCGGGGUAUCCCCUCUCAGGACGGCCCUAAUCUUGGGGACAGCCUUGACGCCUCUGGUCCCCGGAUCCUGGCCUUCCUGCACCCCCCUUCCCUGAGCGAGGCCGCCCUGGCCGCCGACCCCCGCCGUUUCUGUAGCCCUGACCUCUGUCGCCUCCUGGCACCGAUCCUGGAUGGGACUUCAGCUGCUGCCACCCCCAGCGCACCCCCGGCCGCACGGCGCCCCCAGAGCCCUCUUCCAGCUGAUCUCCCAGAUGAACUACUUGUGGACGUGGAGAAUGCACACAAAGUCUUUGCCUCCGGGAAAGACCUUGAGGCAGUGGAGACAGAUCUGGAUAUAGCUCAGGACGUCGAUGCUCUGGAUUUGGAGAUGCUGGCUCCCUACAUCUCCAUGGAUGAUGACUUCCAGCUCAACUCCAGCGAGCAGCUACCCAGAGCCUACCACAGACCUCCGGGGGCUGUCCCCCGGCCCCGUGCCCGGAGCUUCCACGGCCUGUCGCCCCCAACCCCUGAGCCUUCCCUCCUGCCCCGCUGGGGGAGUGACCCCCGGCUGAGCUGCUCUAGCCCGUCCCGUGGGAACCCCUCCGCAUCCUCCCCCAUGGCUGGGGCUCGGAAGAGGGCCCUGGCCCAGAGCUCAGAGGACGAGGCCGAGGGGGUGGAGCUGCUGGGAGUGAGACCCCCAAAACGAUCCCCCAGCCCAGAUCCCGAAAACUUCCUGCUGCCUCCCCUCAGCCUGAGUUUCCUUCUGACAGGAGGACCGGCCCCAGGGAGCCAGCAGGACCCCAGCACCCAUCUCCUGGAGCUGAAUGAGCCCCUGGCCCCACGAGGGCAGGGAGUCUCAUCUGUCCCGUUCACUGCCGUGUCCCCAGUGCCUGGCACACAGAAUGCGUGAAUUCUCCUAAAUGAGGUGGGUAUAAGUACCCCUGUUUUCCAGCUCAUGUACUGAGUGCUCACAGUACCAGUUAUUGUUCAAAGUACUCUACAUGGAUUCCCUCAUCGACUCCACAUAACAGCCCUGGGAGGGAGGUACUGUUGUUAGCCCAUUUUACAGGUGAGGUCACCGAGGCACAGAGAGGUGAAGUCACCUGCCCCAGGUUUCACAGCAAGUAAAUAGCAGAGCCUGGAUUCCAACUCAGGCAGCAUCUGCUCCAGGAUUCUUACCUCUUGCCUUAAACACCCUGGACACCUGAGGUGCAGAGAACAGAACUCGCCUGGGAUUUCACUGCUAUUUGAAUCCCGGCCUGCUGGCCUCACCACCCCCGCUUUUAACUGUCAGGAAGGGAAGACAAGUUGGGGUGAUCGUUCUCCCCUGGUUUACCUUCCAUCUCCCCCCACAGGCCUGGGCCCCUCUCUGCUCUCGCUCUACCAGGAUGAGGACACCGCCCAGCCCAGGAGCCAGUUCCAGCCAGCGGCAGGCUUGGCCCAGGCCGACUGAGCCAGCCCCUCCUCCCAUCGCCCUCCUCCUCCCCAGAAAGGACCUCAACCACACUCCAAGCCGGCAGCCAACGCACAGGAUGGGGGCGCCAGGAGGGGGGUGCCCUCUCUGCUCUCAGUGGCCCUUGCCCGCCUCGGGCCUACCUCAGCCCCCACCCCUCUGCCCCCGCCCGUCUGGGGGCUCUCUGGGGUGGUCUCAGCUCAGUGACCUCUGGGAGGGGGUCCCUGGCCUCCUCCUUCUGCUCUCAGGACGUCCCUUGGGGUUCUCCGUACUGGUUACCUCAUCCCUUUCUCCAGCUCUCUUGGCUUUACUUUGGGUAAUUAGGGAUGGGGGAGGUUGGGGUUCAGAUCUGUGUUUCUGGGCUCUGGGGAGUACUGACAACCAUAAUCACAUUUCUUUCCAUCCAUCUUUCUUUUACUAUUAUUUUUAUUUUUGUUGUGUUCAUGAUAAGUUUUUCAUUGCUAUGAAUUGCCUAGGGUCCAUAAGAACGUGGUGCUCUGAUCUUCCCCUGCCCUCAGGUGUCAAUGGUGGGGGGCCUCUGGGCUAGACUGCACCCCCAGCGACUUCUCAUUGAGCCCUCAGCCUCCCAAGCAACUACCCGGCUCUGCCUACCGGCUCCCCUCUGGACUUCUGCUUCCCCUAGCCUCGCCUGGACACUGAGUUCAUUCGUGGUCUUCCUGUUCCACGUGUAGCCUCCAACCUCCUCUUCUUCCAGACCACACAACUUCCAACCUUCUCUGGUUCUAGACCACACGACUUCUGACCCUCUCCGGUUCUAGACCACAUGACCUCCAACCCCCUCUGGUUCUAGACUCUGCUUCUGACCUCUGGUUCUAGACCUGAUGACCUCCAGCCUUCUCUUGUUCUAGACCAUACAACUUCUGGCCCCCCUCUGGUUCUAGAGUACACUGCUUCAGACCUUCUCUGGUUCUAGACCAUGCAACCCCCAGUCUUCUCUGGCUCUAGACUGCACAGCCUCCAAUGUGGUCUGUUUUAGACCUUGCAUCCUCUAAACUCCUCUGAUUCCAGAUCUUUCAAUCUUCAGCUCUUUCCUGUUCCAGACCUCUCAACCUCCAAUUCUGUCUAUUUUCAUAACUCUCAGUCUCAAAAGUUGUCUGGUUCUAGGCCUUACAACCUCCAACUCCCUCGGGUUCCAGAGCCUACAAGCACGAGAGUCCUCUGGUUCUAGAACUUACUCUCUGGCUUUCUCUGGUUCUAGACCUCUCCCUGUAAAUCUCCCUUGUGCUAGAUGUCACGUGCUCCAACUCCUGCUGAUUCCAGAUCUUACCACCAACGAUCUCCUCUGAUUCUGCACCCCACAACCCCAAGCUUUGUGUUGGUUCUAGUCUUCCUGAUGUGUAAUACAUUUUUUUCUAUAUUCAGACUUCCUAACUUCUAAAUAAUUUGGUUCUAAACCUCAUCAUGCCCAGCUCGUUCCUUUUCAGCGCGCCACACUCAAGCUUGCUUUUCCCAUCAAAAAGAAGUAAAAUGAGUUUUAUGUCUUGAUCUGAUAACCAGUGUUUCCAGAACCAGAUACCAUGCUCCAGUUCUCUUUUGCUUUAGACUUCAUGACCUCUACCAUUCACUGGUUCUAGACUACAUAACCGUUAGACCUUGCAAUUUCUAGGACCCUCUGAUUCCAGAUCUGAUGUUCUCCUUUUUUUCCUCUGGUUAUAGAACUUGGCCUCAAAUGUCUUCUGAUCCCAUACCUCAUCCUAUAAAUUCCUUUGGUUCUAAACCUCACAAUCUUCAAUUCCCCCUCACUCCAGAUCUUGACUCCAAAUUACCCUGGGUCUAGAACUCAGCCUUCAAACACCUUCUGAUUAUAGACUUUGCCUUAUAAAUUUCUCUGGUUCUAGACCUUACAGCUUCCAACUCCUGAUUCUAGAUCUUACAACUCCAAAAUCCCUCUGGUUCUAGAACUUGGCUUCACUUUUUCAAACUCUAGUCCUUACUCUAUAGAUUCCUCUGGUUCUAGACCUCACAGCCUCCAGCUGCCUCUGAUUUCAGAUCCAAAUUCUUUUGGUUCUAGAAUGCACCCUCCAAAUGCUUCCGAUUCUAGAAUCUGGACCUCAUCCUGUAGAUUCCUCAGGUUCCAAAUCUUAUGACCUCUGACUCCCUGAUUCCAGACCCCUCCCUCCUAACUCUAUUCUGGGCUUCUCACCCUACUCCCCUCGCCCCAAUUCCUACUCUCUGUCUUAAGUCUUCCCGUUUGAGAUCCCUGCCCUCCCGGUUCCUCUGCUAAUGGACUUCAUGCUCAAGCCUCUCUAUUCUCAAUCUUACAUCCCUAACAUUUCUCUGUCCUAGAACCACCCCCAUCUCAGCCCUCCACAUGUGCACUUACCUUUACUUUACCCCAGGUAUCUGGGGACCUGGGGCUCCCUUGCAAUCCAGGAGACUUCCCCAGCCGCACAGGUACACGCACAGCCCUAUAUGCAUAUCAUGGGGUGGGAGAGAGGCCAGGACUCCUCAGUACCCUGCCACCACCUAUGAGUCCCCCUUACCCCCCAACCCUCUUUCUACGAUGGUGCUACUCUUGGUCUCCCACGGAAAAGGCCUCCCUCUCUCAGCCCGAUUCACCCCCUUUCUGGAAGGCACGUCUCACUCUGUUUCGUCAGGGGAUGGCCUGUCCAGAUUGGUGCUAUGGGGGGAGAAGGGUCUGACCCCUCCCUCCCUCAGGGGGUCACCUGAGCCCUCAGUGGAGGGAACUGUGCUAGGCUGGGGGAGGGGAAGGGACUGGAUCAGCCACGCUGGCUCUGAAACCCACUAAUCUCUGUACCACCAUAAAGACCUCGCCUUGGUGGGCACCAGA